CAUCACAAUAUCUCAGGGAACACGUCACAUGGAUUCUGGAACUUGACUGUGUGAGGCACAUAUCUAUGGAUGAAGCUGGGUUGAAGCUGAAUUAAAGCAGGCGUACGCAGCGUUCAUGAGGAGCGAUCCCUUCUACCCACGACCGGACGGCACUGAGACUGCUGAUGGGGCGUUGUGGUGGUUCUCUAGGGAGAGGUUUAUGGUCACCAGCGCGGGGGUAUUAGGAGAUGGGAGCCCGCAUGCAGGCCUGCCACGGAGGCUGAUGGAAAUGAUUGAGGAGGAAGGCUGUAGGCGAUGGAAGAAGAAAGGGGAGCUACAAGGCAUGGAUGAAGACGCGGCACAGGGCUAGGAUAGAUUGAUGUAUUUGCCAGGAGUAUGUGUUCAGCCUACU
Alternaria rosae is the source of this 391-nucleotide messenger RNA. RefSeq lists its product as uncharacterized. NCBI's taxonomy places the organism in Eukaryota, Fungi, Ascomycota, Dothideomycetes, Pleosporales, Pleosporaceae. The transcript has a single exon. The coding region runs from base 116 to 349 and encodes 77 amino acids. The record is from RefSeq and is a predicted model, not a curated record.